Mizuhopecten yessoensis (Yesso scallop) is the source of this 2778-nucleotide messenger RNA. RefSeq names its product solute carrier family 23 member 2-like. Gene Ontology annotation, molecular function: transmembrane transporter activity. NCBI's taxonomy places the organism in Eukaryota, Metazoa, Mollusca, Bivalvia, Pectinida, Pectinidae. The record is from RefSeq and is a predicted model, not a curated record. Gene Ontology annotation, biological process: transmembrane transport. The transcript is spliced from 12 exons. Bases 340 to 2184 code for a protein of 614 amino acids. Gene Ontology annotation, cellular component: membrane.
UCCCAACCGAGAGGCGGGGUCUGACACGGUUAUACGGUUGUGAUAUGGAAACAAUCUAAAGUAUUCAGCACUGCAAUGCAUAUUUCACUGGAUCACUGAACAUUCUGAGGUCAACGACGUGAGAUACAGGGACUUCGGCGUCUCAUCCAACGGAGUGUUCGUUUACCUAAAGACGUCGGAGAGGUUUUUAUUAUCUAGUGCAUAAAGCGAAAUCGAGCUCUUAACAAAUCAUUCAAUUGGAUGAGACGUCUAAAACUCUUAUAGAAGAAAAUAGUGCCUCUGCGAUCAGAUUCUCAAAUAUCUGCAUUAAAAGGCUUACUGAAGAUUAAUUCAGAACCAAUGGGCGAAUUCGAGAUGGAUGAACUGUCUGCUACCAGGAAUCAAGGUAACACAGCAGAAGUUAUCACUACACCAGAAAACGGUUUGCUACCGGAAGUCGAGAAGAUUACAGUAGAGUAUGAAGAUAUGCCAAAGAGGUUGCUAUUCAAUGUUUCUGAUCGGACACCAUUUCACAUGGCUAUUUUCUGUGCCUUCCAGCAAGUUUUGAUAGUGUUGUCAGGAUCGUUAGCCGUAUCGUCGUUCGUGGCGGACGCAGCAUGUGCUGAUGAGUUCCCAGACAUAAAGGCAGACCUGCUCAGCUCCGCUAUGUUUAUGAGUGGCCUCACAACUCUCCUUAUGGUUUUGAUUGGUUUCAGGUUGCCCGUGUUUCAAGGAUCAUGUGCUGACUAUGUUAUACCUUUGAUGGCAAUACGAUCGCUCAAUAAGGAUUUAUGUCAUAUUCCAGAUUCACAGAUUAUUGCUCAUAACAACCUUACUAUAUCAAAUGGUAGUUAUAUUCCAAUAAAUGAAACAAUGAACAUUGUUGAUCUGAAGAGGGAACUUGCAUUUUCUAAGCUUCAAGAGUUUCAGGGUUGUCUGAUCCUGGUGGGUGUGAUUCAUUGUCUUGUCGGGUUGACGGGUACAGUUGGGUUCCUCCUCCGGUUUGUCGGACCAAUCACCAUAGUACCUACUAUAUUACUCACCGGUAUAUUUCUGUCCAGAGCGACCGCCAAAUUUUCAAAAGCUCACUGGGGUAUAUCUAGUGUGACGGCCGGGACAGCAAUACUGUUAUCACUUUACCUUGGAAACAAGAAGAUGCCUUGUCCAGCAUGGUCCAAAGCAAGAGGUUUUUACUGGUACUGGUAUCCUUUUCAUCAAGUGUUUUCGAUUUUGAUCGGUAUAUUGGUUGGAUGGGGGAUGUCGGCCAUCAUGACUGUGACAGGAGCAUUGACGAACGAUCCGGAUAAUUCUCAAUACAUGGCGCGUAUUGAUGCACGAUCAGGGAUCAUUACUACGGCUACCUGGUUCAAAAUGCCUUAUCCAAAUAGGUUCGGGCCGCCAACUUUUAAUGCUGGUAUUUUCAUCGCAUUCCUUAUCGCCACGGUCACUUCAAUCCUUGACUCCAUCGGCGAUUACUACGCAUGUGCGAGAGUGUGUAACGUGCCACCUCCACCACGACAUGCCGUCAACCGGGGGAUUGCCGUCGAGGGGUUUGGUAGUAUUCUUUCCGGGUUAUUUGGUUGUGGUCACGCAACUACCACUUCCGGCGGAAACAUCGGGGCUUUAGGAGUAACAGGGGUAGCUAGUCGAGAUGUGUUUUGGUGGGUGUCCUUGAUCUACAUCGUGUUCGGUCUCGUUGGGAAGGUCUCGGCUGUCUUCAUUACCAUUCCAGUACCUGUCCUAGGUGGCGCCAUGAUAAUAAUGUUCGGAAUGUUAAACGGUAUCAUACUCUCUAAUCUGCAAGUAGUGUCUCUAUCCUCCACUCGAAACCUAGCAAUCAUCGGGACGGCUCUGCUUGUAGGUUUGAUGGUACCUUAUUGGCUGGAGGCCUUUCCCGACGACCUCAACACAGGGAGUCCUUAUUACGACAACAUUUUGAAAUCUCUUCUUGUCAAUCCGAAUUUGUGUGGAGGAAUACUUGCCUGUUUUCUAGACAACACCGUACCAGGUACAUUGGAUGAGCGAGGUAUAACAGCAUGGCGGAAUCCAAGCAAGGGAGACAACUUGUUCCAGUAUAGUGAAGGACUAGAGGUGUACAACCCUAUUAUACCAAAAACGUGGAUGAAGUCAAGAGUCAUGAAAUACAUUCCGUUUUUUCCGUAUGAGUCGAAACAGGCGGUCAACAUCAAUAGCCAUAUUGAGUAAACAUCUUUAAAAACAUGUAGUUUUUCGUAAAUUCGAAUUUGGACAUUUCGACCAAUAUUUUAACAAUCCCGGACUUGUCUGUAAAAGUAGACAUAAUAAUAGUGUAUCCAAGAAUAUCUAUAGAAAGGUAGAGUAUAGCACACAUAAUAAUAGGGUAUCUAAGAAUAUCUAUAGAAAGAUGUAGUAUAGCACACAUAAUAAUAGGGAAUCCAAGAAUAUCUAUAGAAAGAUAGAGUAUAGCACACAUAAUAAUAGGGUAUCCAGGAAUAUCUAUAGAAACAUAGAGUAUAGCACACAUAAUAACAGGGUAUCCAGGAAUAUCUAAAGAAAGAUAGAGUAUAGCACACAUAAUAAUAGGGUAUCUAAGAAUAUCUAUAGAAGGAUGUAGUAUAGCACACAUAAUAAUAGUGUAUCCAAAAAUAUCUAAAGAAAGAUAGAGUAUAGCACACAUAAUAAUAGGGUAUCCAAGAAUAUCCAUAGAAAGAUAGGGUAUAGCACACAGAUUCAAACUUGUUUUGGGCCGAUGUUAACAGUUUGCCUGUUAUGUUUAUAUAAAUUAUUGUCUAAAAAUACUUGUCGUUUUAGAAAUGUUUU